This is a messenger RNA of Lingula anatina, 1289 nucleotides long. Its product is annotated as riboflavin-binding protein-like. The record is from RefSeq and is a predicted model, not a curated record. NCBI's taxonomy places the organism in Eukaryota, Metazoa, Brachiopoda, Lingulata, Lingulida, Lingulidae. Gene Ontology annotation, cellular component: external side of plasma membrane. Gene Ontology annotation, molecular function: signaling receptor activity.
UUAGGUCUCAGCUGUUUAUGCUAACUCAUGAAAAAUUUAGGUGUAGAUAUACAGUUUUUAAAAAGAUAUGUCCAGUUUGUACGUCUGCUCCGAUGCAGGGCUGCUCAACUCUUUUUCUUACCUCUGGCUUUCUCAAGUCGCACUCUACAGAAAAACCAACUGAUUUUGCAGUCGACAACGAUCUGAAUAUGACAACCAUGAACUGGCAUACUCUCUUCGUUGCUAUGGUUGCGCUCGUCGCGGCUGACGAAAAAUGCUUGGAAGGCCCCCACCACAAAGAUAAACCAUCACCAGAGGGAGAUGGCUACGUUGAAUGUUUGUCUUGGAAACAAUCAUCCUGUUGUCUAGCGAACGUAACGCAGGAGAUCGCCACACACAAAGCUAAAAACCUCUACAACUAUCACUGGGAUCGUUGCGGCACCCUGUCCCAAGCCUGCGAGUUAUACAUCAAGGACGAAGAGUGUUUUUACCAGUGUGAACCUGCUUUGGUACGCUUUCCGGCUGCAAAGAAGGGCUACGUCAAAGGAAUUCCCAUUUGCGCCAAGUAUUGUAACGACUGGUUUGAGGCCUGUAAGAAUGACCUUACUUGCGUUGUGGACUGGCUCGCUGACUUCAACUACACCACAGGAGAGAAUCACUGCCCAACAGGGUCCCAAUGUCGCACCUUCACUGAGGUGUACAAAAAUGGCCAGGGGCUUUGUGAAAGAAUGUGGGGGGAAGCUUUCACCUAUGAAACUUCUAAUAACUGCAUGGUUAUGAAAUUCGAUUCGACCAAGCCCAAUCCAAACGCGCAAGUUCAGCCCAAAUCGAGCAAAGCCUCGCGCUUGCAUUUUGCAUGGGCUGCAAAUGUCUUUGUUAUUUUCUCCCUUCUUCGUUAGAUAGUGCGCUUUCUUAAUUUCAAGUGGUUUGGUUCAAUGCCACAUGCAUUUUGGAAAAAUAAGAGCUUUAAUACAGGUUUGACAUAGAUAUUAAUAUGACUCUCCUAACAAUGACGUUGUCCAGUUUUAUCGGCGAAGCCCUGGUUACAGGUGAUCCAGUGGUUUUGUGUCAAUCUCAUUUUGUCUUCGUUGCAGGUAGCAUUUUAUUUGAAAUCUCAAAUGUUUUAUUGUUUACCGGACUGCAAACGUGAAUGCACGUUCUACUUUGUUUAUUAGAUAAAUUCUACUAUGUAUUUAAACUUAACUUUGAUUUAUCAUUUUUAAGGUUAUGUGGAUUUUAUGCGUUUAGCUAACAUGGUUUUAUUCUUUCAUUUUCUUUUGCAUAAUAAAGGAGAAGAUAUAUGGAAUGUG